Messenger RNA from Aspergillus homomorphus CBS 101889, 2024 nucleotides. Its product is annotated as mediator of RNA polymerase II transcription subunit 17. The transcript is spliced from 3 exons. The record is from RefSeq and is a predicted model, not a curated record. Lineage: Eukaryota; Fungi; Ascomycota; Eurotiomycetes; Eurotiales; Aspergillaceae. Gene Ontology annotation, cellular component: core mediator complex; mediator complex. Gene Ontology annotation, biological process: regulation of transcription by RNA polymerase II. The coding region runs from base 1 to 1926 and encodes 641 amino acids. Gene Ontology annotation, molecular function: transcription coregulator activity.
AUGUCCGACUCCUUCACCCUUCCUCUGCGCCCGCUUCUUGAGAAGCGCGAGCGGCCGGACACCCUCCCCCAGGAAAUUGCCCAGAUCAACGCCCAGUGGGGAUCCUUCCGCGAUGUCACCGAGGAGAGCCUGCGUGCCAAAAUCGAGGAGGAAAAGAACAGGGACCCGUGGGCGGAGGAAGAUGAAAUCGACAAAGCGACCGCUGAUGUUGAUACGGCGGAACGAAUGGACCAGUUAUACAAGCGCCGCGCCGAGAUCACACAGUUCGCCAUGCAGGCACACAUGGAAGCUCUCUUUGCCCUCGAUUUCGUAUCGCUUCUCCUCUCCAAGCACACUCCUCGACAAGCCGAGCUGUCAAUGUCGGCCUACCUCAAACAGGUUGCGCCUCUCGGCUCGCUGAAUGCCGAGAUCGUCAACCCCCCGCCGAAGUCGGACGCUGCGCUGCAAGACAUCAAGACGGUUUCGCGUGGCUGGCGACUCCAGAACUUCAAUGCUGCAGCGAACAAACUCCUCAAAUCCGCCACGCGACUCGAGACCGAGGUCGCCGCCGAGACGAAAUAUUGGAAUGAAGUGCUUGCGGUGAAAGACAAGGGUUGGAAGGUUUGCCGCUUGCCACGGGACAGACAGGCUUUGGGCGUGCAGUAUGGCUUCCUUGAAGCCACCCCUAUCUUCCGCGACCGAGGCCUGGCGGCAUUACGACGAGCCGACGACGGAAGCCUGCUGCUAGACAAAGGAUUGAUCCCUCAGAGAGCCAGAACAGUACGCGUGCGGAUCAGGACUCAGGGACAAUAUACCGGGUGCUCGAAGGUUUCUUGGUCGUUACCCAGUGCGGAUUCAAUCGAGAGCCGGAUUCUACAAGCGCGCGACACGGUCUACGAGGAAGAGCUGUUCCAUGAAAUGGUGCGCGAGUCUCGGAUAAUGGGCAGCCAGGGUGUGACGACUCGCCAAAACCUCGUCCAAGUGCCCGUUUCCGACGAACAGGAGGUUCUUCUAGAUCUUGUCGACGUGGAUCAAAGUGAACCAACAGACACAGAGACGCAUUCCAAUGAGCAUGAUACCCUUGCGGAUGCCGUCGCACACUCGGUUCGGAUACUACUGGCAUAUGCUCACCGGCAGAACCUAUGGCGCAGGACACAGCCGCCGCCGCCACUCUCGCAGAAACGUCGACAUACUCCUGAAUACCAGCUGUUGCGUCCGGUCAUGGCCUAUCUUCAGCAUACCGCGCAUGUACGAUCUCUGGAGUCUUUUAUGAACGAUCUCCGGAAGGUCAUGAAGGCUGCAGGACUCCGAUGCGAUUUCACUUCUGCACCUUUUUCAUCGGUCAGACUUCCCCAGACCCGUUCUUCGAUGCCAAAAGUGGAGACCCUGGUCAAACAGUUCUUGAUGCCGUUCGAAUCUAUGUUCACCGGCAAUCUCAUCACCCCCGAAAGUUCCUUCUGCGUCAAAGUCCGUACCAACACCGUCUCCUCGUCGUCCGGCACCUAUUAUGAGAUUUCGGUCAAUCUGCCGCAUCACCGCGAAGUACAGCCCCCUAGUCGAAUUGGCUUGCAGACGGAAGCAGCCGCAGCCAUCAUCCAUUUUGCCAUGCUCGAUAUCGUGACUGCUAUCUCGCACAAGGGAACGAAAUCGCCGAAGGAAGGGGCCGAUGCCGGCAAGGGAGUUCUGAGGUGGGAAGUGGCGUAUGCCCAUCAUGGCGAACUCCGGGCUCUAUCAAGCUCGGGAAAUAACAAGAAGAUGAAGGUCCGGUUGUCGCGGGAGGAGUUGACGAUCCAAACCUUCCCAUUACGGGGGCUGGAUGGGUCCCGUGGGGUAGACGAGGAUAAGCGAUCCGCCAACUUGCGCUCACAGAGUUGGACGUUGGAUUCCAGUGUUCCGCGACCGAGUGUGAUGGAAUUUGUGGAGGAAGUGUCGCAAGACCGGCCUUGAGCGAGUGCCUAGGGGCAUAAGCUGUCAGAUGUUCUAGGUGGUUUCGCAUGCACUGUGAGCAGGCUGAAGCACUAAGGCGGUCAGCGUCCACGCUCGUG